Dissoconium aciculare CBS 342.82 is the source of this 886-nucleotide messenger RNA. RefSeq lists its product as uncharacterized. Bases 195 to 749 code for a protein of 184 amino acids. NCBI's taxonomy places the organism in Eukaryota, Fungi, Ascomycota, Dothideomycetes, Mycosphaerellales, Dissoconiaceae. Gene Ontology annotation, biological process: tRNA metabolic process. The record is from RefSeq and is a predicted model, not a curated record. Gene Ontology annotation, molecular function: D-tyrosyl-tRNA(Tyr) deacylase activity. The transcript is spliced from 4 exons. Gene Ontology annotation, cellular component: cytoplasm.
CUCCACGCGAUCGGUCUUGUUAAAUGCCCAGGUGUGCACCACUUUGCUUGCAAUCACCACCCAGAAAACCUAUAUAGCGAGACGGGCUACUCAUUGGCUGCUUUCAGAAGCGGAAUUGCGCGUUUCCAGGAUCCUCGCAGUGCUUCCCUCGUGAGGUCAUCAGUCCGCCGCGAUCGAUCGACGACUAUUGCAAUAUGAAGACGAUACUGCAACGCGUAAAGUCAGCCUCCGUGUCGGUGGACGGUCAGCUGGUAUCGACUAUCAAGCAAGGCAUACUAGUAUUUGCUGCAAUAGCCAAAGAUGAUACCGUGAAAGAAGCCGAAUCGAUGGCCGCUAAAGUACUUAAGGUCAAGCUAUGGAACGACGAUGAAGGAGGCAAGUGGAAGCGAAAUGUGCAAGAGAUUGAGGGCGAGGUUCUAUGCGUCUCACAAUUCACCUUACUCGCUUCAACUAAGAAGGGUAACAAGCCCAGCUUUCACGAGUCUGCGACGCCUGACAAGGGUAAAGAGCUCUACGAUGCCUUCGUUGGCCAGGUUCGAAAGCUUUAUCAAGAGGAUCGUGUCAAAGACGGUGUCUUCCAAGCAAUGAUGGACGUCAGUCUGGUCAAUGAUGGGCCGGUCACUAUCGAGAUUGAGACCAAGCCUGUUGUCAUGAAGAAUCCGACUACUAUGCAAGAGUUUCAAGACGGAGAUGUAUUGAAGACGCAUGCUCACCAAACAUUUGAGUAUCCUGAGUCUCUUCUUAAAUGAGCGCAGCCAACCCAGUACCCUUCUAGCAACACAUUCGAAUUGGAUAGAUCGCCGUGGAAUUCAUCAGACGGCUGGAAUAUCAUGCGAUGCACCAUUACAGCAUGACAAGAAUGGAAGCGAAUAUAUGCCGAUUUUAU